AUGGUGGGUUUGGUUAAUCUAUCCAAAACGCCUACAAAUGUAGUUGACACGGCUAGCAAUAAAAAUACAAAUGAUAAGGUGAUCAGUAAUACAGUUGAUAGUACAGCUAAUAAAGUGGUUCCUACGCUUACCAGUAAAAGUAAAAAAAAUCCAGUUGAUAACGUAGUUGCUGACGAUACUAAAGCUACCAGCGGCAAUAAAGCCAGUAAUCCUGUUAAUAAUGUAGUUCCUAAAGUUUCCAAUAUAGUCAAUAAUACAGUUAAUGAUGCCGUUCCUAUUGUCAACACAAUUGAUGAUACAGUUAAUGAUACAGUUGAUAAUAAAGUUGAUAAUACAGUUGAUAAGACUGUUGAUAAGACUGUUCCUAGCGUUGUUAAGACAGCCAAUACAGUUGGCAAAACAGUUAACAGUUCAGUUGAUAAAGCAGUUAAUAAUGGUACAGUUCCUAAAGUUGUCGACUCAGUUACUGGUGUGGUCAAUAGUACGGUUGAUAAAGCAGUUAAUAGUGGUACAGUUCCUAAAGUUGUCGGCGCAGUUACUGGUGUGGUCAAUACAGUUCCUACCGUCGUCAACGAUAUAGUUCCUAAAGUUGUCGACGCAGUUACUGGUGUGGUCAAUACAAUUCCUACCGUUGUCAACGAUGCAGUUCCUAGCAUUAUCAACAAAGCAGUUCCUAGCACUGUCAGUAAUACAGUCAAUACAGUUAACGAUACAAUUAACAAUAUACCUGAUCAAGUUAACAGCAUUAUAGGCCAGGGUCAAGGAAAUUCUCUUCCUACUAAUUCACCAUCUAAUACUAAUUCACCGUCACCGCCAAAUAAUAAUUCACCACCACCAUCCGAUACUAAUUCACCAUCACCGCAAAAUAGUAAUUCACCACCAUCACCAUCUAAUAAUAAUUCGCUGCCUCCAUCUAAUACUAAUUUGCCAUCAUCUAAUACUAAUUCACCACUGCAAUCUAAUAGUCCAUUGCAAUCUAAUAGUCCACUGCAAUCUAAUAGUCCAUUACAAACUAAUAGUCCACUGCAAUCUAAUAGUCCAUUACAAACUAAUUCAUCACUGAAUCAACCUACAGGCACAUUAUCGCCGUCCGUUGGAGUCAAUUCGUCACCAUCACCAACAAAACCCAUAAUUCAAGAUGCUGAUUUACUCUCUUCAAAUAUUCCUGCAAAUUUAAUGCCAAAUGGUCAACCAUUCGCUCCUACUAUAGAACCUCCACCUUCUCCUCCCGGUAUAUAUUUGUCACCCCAUUCAACUGCAAUAAUUGGAACAAUUCUUGGUAUUAUAGUUGCGGCACUCGCAAUAGCUUUUAUAUUAAAGAAAGUUGCCUUUG
Scutellospora calospora is the source of this 1333-nucleotide messenger RNA. NCBI's taxonomy places the organism in Eukaryota, Fungi, Glomeromycota, Glomeromycetes, Diversisporales, Gigasporaceae. The record is from the annotation of a GenBank genome assembly.